UCAUUCGCGCCUUUCGUAAAUUUUGCAUUUGUACAGUCAAAUCCGGGAUUCGCAUAAACUCCGCUGAAAUAUAAACAAACAAAAGAAAACAGAGAAGUAAACAUAUACAAUUCUCGCACAAUGAACAACUGUGAUGGGGAGGGAGAGGCGGAUGCGCUGGUGAGGCGCUUCUCCGCCAGCUGCGAGCAGUUGGAGCUGGAUCCACGGAUACAGCAGAGCGCUCUGGCUAGCUACCGACGUUUCGAUGCCGCGGGCGGACUGUCCUCCAACGAGGGCGAGGUCCAGGAGUGGCUAUGUUGCGCCGUCUACAGCGAAUUACAGCGGGUAAAGAUAAAAGACAUCCGCCAGGAAUCCCAAAACGGCACCAACGAUGCGAACGAACCACUUGGCAAGAACAACUGCUGGAACCUGUCACUAACCCGACUGCUGCGCGGCUUCAAGGUAAACGUGUCGCAGUUCCUGCGCCGCAUGGAGCAUUGGAACUGGCUGGCCCAGAACGAAAAGACAUUUGAACUGGAGGUGGAGGAUCUGCGACGCCGGCUGGGCAUCACUUUGACCUUGUUGCGACACUAUAAUAACAUCUUUAAGAGUUUGUUUGUGCGACCCGCAGAGGAUGCCAAUCCGGAUUCCCUGGCCCACUUUCAUUCGCUCUACGAAUUUGGCUGGCUGCUUUUCCUGGUCAUCCGCAACGAGUUGCCCGGCUUUGCCACCUCCAAUCUGGUCAACGGCUGUCAAGUGCUUGUCUGCAGCAUGGACCUGCUAUUCGUGAAUGCCCUGGAGGUGCCGCUAUCCGAAGUAAUCCGCAGGGACUUUGCGGGAGUACCCAAGAAGUGGGAAACUAAGGAGUUCGAAGCUUCGUUUCUGAACAAAUAUAGCGCUUUAGAUGCAGUGGGAGCAUUGAUCCCUGAGCUUCCAGUGAAGGGGGUGCAGCAGAUGAAGAAUGCCUUUUUCCACAAGGCCCUUAUGUUGCUGUUCAUGGAGCAGACUCUGGUAGGUGAUGACACCCACAUGCGGGAGAUCAUCAAGGAGGGAAUGCUAGACAUAAAUCUGGGCACCCUAAAUCGAAAAUACUCCAGCCAUGUAGCCGACAUCAACGAGAUGGACGAGCGGGUGCUGCUAUGCUUUAAUGAAGCGAAUGAGCGAAGAAAGAAUUUCCAUAAUAGCUCGCUGCCAGCUUACCAAUCCAAUACCUCCUCACCUUCCCACAAAAAGCUGCUGGCCCAGGAUCUGCCACAAAGCCUUCCUGCCAUUAUAAUAAAAGCUUUGCAGAAGGGAGAACAUGGGGAAAAGGUUGUGAAAUAUGUAGAGCAGACUGUGCAAAAAAUGAAUCAAACCUUUUCCGCUGCCGCCAAGGAUUUUUUGGAUGUCCAGGCGGCCGAAGAACGUUUCCGGCUGGCCAGCGGUCUUUACUAUAAAUUUCUGCUGAAGAUUGUGGCCCCGGAGCUGGCGUUGAAACCCCAGCUAAAAAUUAGUCACCUAUUAAGACAGCGCACGUUAACCACGACCCUAUUAGCCUGUUGUUUAGAACUGGCUCUCCACGUCUACGAUGAACAAGUGGAUGGCUUGAAGUUUCCCUUUAUAAUAGACAGCUUCUCGCUUGAUGCCUAUGACUUCCAAAAGAUACUGGAGCUGGUGGUGCGGCAUGAUCAGGGUUUCUUGGGCAGAGACCUGGUUAAGCACCUUCAUCUGGUGGAGGACAAGUGCCUUGAAUCCCUGAUCUUUCGCAAGAGCUCGCAGCUAUGGUGGAACUUAGGGAAAAGAAUGCCCGGAUAUCAGGAAGUCCAGUCGGAGGCAGAUGGCAAGGAGAACACCUCCCCGGGAGCGGGCAUCUGCAUGCGCAAGUUCUAUGGCUUGGCCAACAGGCGACUCCUGCUUCUCUGUCAGAGCCUUAGCCUGGUGGACUCCUUUCCGCGAAUCUGGCACUUGGCCGAACACUCCUUCACCAUGGAAGGCGGCCGGCUGCUGCGUAACCGCCAAAUGGAUCAGCUGCUACUGUGUGCCAUUCAUCUACACGUUCGGCUCGAGAAGCUUCGCCUAACAUUUAGCAUGAUUAUCCAGCACUAUCGCCGGCAGCCACACGCCCAAAGGAGCGUUUACCGAGAGGUCAGCCUGGGCAAUGGCCAAUGCGCGGAUAUCAUCCGAUUCUACAACAGUGUGUACGUGAGGAGUAUGGGUCAUUAUGGACGGCAUCUGGACUGCGAACAAUCCCGCAACUCACUGAAUAUGGGCAUUCUGCAGGAGACAUCAACAAAUGAACGGCACAUGCUAGCAAACAUAAGCAUAUCUUCGCCACCCCCGCCAAAGAUUUGUCAAAGUGGAUCCUGCUCUAGUCUUCCGCCGCAAUCUCCAGCCUUAUCCCCACUGCCAACCUCGAACAAUCCCAGCCUGAAGCGUGCUUCUUCCAGCGGCGAUCUAAGAGAGGUCAAGCGACCCAACAUCUUGCGGCGUCGCACCUGCUUUGAGUGAUCUAUGAGGGAUCCGAAGAAUGUAUUAACACUUGGCUACAUUUUACGCAGCUACUCUAGGAAAUACAUUAGGAUUUCUUACUGCUUCUCACUGAACUCAUUGUAAAUGAACCGACUGCUCCUUUGAACUCAACUAUUAAUAAAAUCGAAUGU
Messenger RNA from Drosophila rhopaloa, 2618 nucleotides. It is a transcript of the gene Rbf2, whose product is annotated as retinoblastoma family protein. Gene Ontology annotation, molecular function: RNA polymerase II transcription regulatory region sequence-specific DNA binding. The transcript has a single exon. Gene Ontology annotation, biological process: regulation of transcription by RNA polymerase II; negative regulation of G1/S transition of mitotic cell cycle; cell differentiation. NCBI's taxonomy places the organism in Eukaryota, Metazoa, Arthropoda, Insecta, Diptera, Drosophilidae. The coding region runs from base 121 to 2466 and encodes 781 amino acids. Gene Ontology annotation, cellular component: chromatin; nucleus; transcription regulator complex. The record is from RefSeq and is a predicted model, not a curated record.